UACGCUCGAGCGUCUUCCAGUACGCGACUCGUGUGCACGAGGUAAACACGGCAUCCUAUGCCAAUUAGAAUGGAAUGAUACGUAAAGAGUGAGAGAGAAUUUCGUCACUUCCUGUCUGCUCGAUCGUAGAGCUAGCUAAGACAUGUACGGUUUCGUGAAUUACGCUCUCGAGCUCCUCGUUGUGAAGAACUUUGGCAGCAAAACAUGGGAUGAGAUAAAGAAAGAUGCUGCUAUUAAUAUGGACGGACAAUUUUUAGUACGACAAAUUUACGACGAUGAAAUUACAUAUAAUCUUAUAGCAGCGGCUGUUAAUCGAUUGAACAUUCCUGCGAACGAUAUAUUGGAAUUGUUCGGACGAAUGUUCUUUGACUUCUGUCAGGAUUCUGGAUACGACAAAAUCCUUCAAGUUCUUGGGGCAACACCUAGAGAUUUUUUGCAGAAUCUAGAUGCUCUUCACGAUCAUUUGGGUACCUUGUAUCCUGGAAUGAGGGCACCAUCUUUUCGAUGUACAGAAAGACCAGAGGAUGGUGCUUUGGUAUUGCAUUAUUAUUCGGACCGACCGGGUUUGGAAUAUAUCGUUAUUGGAAUUGUUAAGACCGUGGCGAAAAAGCUUCACGGGACAGACGUGGACAUGGAGAUCCUGAAGACGAAAAACGAAUGUGAUCAUGUUCAAUUUUUGAUAACCAAUACAUCGGGACCCGGUGUCGUUUCAAAUUCUAUGAUCGUCGAACAUGAAAUGUUGUCUGCCGAACCAAAGGUGAGCCCGACUACGUUUUGCAGAGUGUUUCCUUUCCAUAUUAUGUUCGACCGGGAUCUCACAAUAGUGCAAACAGGCUACACCAUCACUCGUAUUUUACCACAAGUCUGCAGUGGUAAUUGCAAAUUAACCGACAUACUUUUCGCCGUCAGGCCGCAUUUGGAAUUAACAUUUGAAAACAUACUGUCACACAUAAACACUGUCUACGUGUUGAGGACUAAAAAAGGAGCGAUGCGUGUUGCAUCCUCGGAAGAAUACGCGUAUCUACGUUUGAAGGGUCAAAUGUUGUACAUACCUGAGAGUGAUCUGACGAUUUUCCUUUCUUAUCCCAGUGUCAUGAAUCUCGACGAUCUUACGAGACGUGGUUUAUUCCUGAGCGAUGUGCCACUACACGAUGCAACGAGGGACCUCGUCUUGAUGUCGGAGCAGUUUGAAGCGGAUUAUAAGUUGACAAGAAACUUGGAAUUACUCACCGAUAAGCUACAGCAAACGUAUCGUGAACUCGACGGUGAGAAGCAAAAGACCGACAGGUUACUAUACUCUGUAUUGCCGAUUUCCGUGGCGAACGAACUUAGACAUUCGAGGCCAGUACCCGCGAAGAAAUACGAUUGCGUGACACUUCUCUUUUCGGGAAUUGUCGGGUUUGGUGCUUAUUGUGCAGCUCAUACAGAUUCUGGUGGUGCUAUGAAGAUUGUUAACAUGCUCAAUCAAUUGUAUACUGCUUUCGACGUCCUUACGGAUCCAAAGAAGAAUCCCAAUGUUUACAAGGUGGAAACUGUAGGCGACAAAUAUAUGGCGGUGAGCGGAUUACCGGAGCCAUGUCGUUGUCAUGCACGAUGUAUAGCACGACUUGCGCUCGAUAUGAUGGAUCUUGCCGCGGACGAGGUCCAAAUCGAUGGAGACCCUGUGAAAAUCACCAUCGGUAUACACAGUGGUGAAGUUGUAACUGGAGUAAUCGGACAUCGUAUGCCACGAUAUUGUCUAUUUGGAAAUACCGUAAAUCUUACUAGUCGAACAGAAACCACCGGAGAACCUGGUAAAAUAAAUGUUUCGGAGGAUGCUUACAGGUACUUGUGUAUGCCAGAGAAUCAAGAUCCACAAUUUUUGUUGGAAUACAGGGGUCCGGUGACUAUGAAAGGAAAAUCAGAACCAAUGAACGUAUGGUUCUUGUCUAGAGAAGUGGAGUUAAAUUCAUAAAACGAUCACAAAGAAGAAUAUUUCUGUCCAUCAUAAUCGUCGAGACUAUCGUUACAGCAAUAAAACAGGAGAUCCCGAUAGACCAUUAGCUUCUACAUAAAAUAUUAUAACGUGAAAUAAAAUCGUUAAUUGCAGGAA
Molecule: messenger RNA, 2092 nt
Organism: Vespa crabro (European hornet)
Lineage: Eukaryota; Metazoa; Arthropoda; Insecta; Hymenoptera; Vespidae
Gene: Gycbeta100B
Product: guanylate cyclase soluble subunit beta-1
Exons: 14
Coding region: 143-1954 (603 amino acids)
Biological process (GO): cGMP biosynthetic process; response to oxygen levels
Cellular component (GO): guanylate cyclase complex, soluble
Molecular function (GO): guanylate cyclase activity; heme binding
Source: RefSeq, a predicted model, not a curated record